GUUUCCGUGGCUUGCUCUGCCUGGUUGCGAGAGAAUAAGAAAUAUAUAUAGCAAUGCGGUGUAUCGAUAUCAUUUUUGGCGUCUGCUCCUCUCUGCAAACUUUGCAGUGAAAGGAAUAGACUGCGGUCACUGGAGGACACGCGCACAUGCAUACACUCUGUUCCCUUUGGCGUCAGGUCACUGCUGUUGUUUUUGAACUGACUGGAAGAAGAGGAAAUGGCAGUGUCUUCCCUGAUUUGCUCUGAAACUAUAAGCAGGGUCAGCUCAGUCCUCAACCGAGAGGUGAAGCAAUUUGGGAAGAAACACAUGUUUGAUGGAAACGAGGAAACCAGUUGGAACUCGGACCAGGGGGCCACCCAGUGGCUGACAGUGGGAUUUCCUCAGAUGGUCCAGGCGUCUCAAAUUCAGAUUCAGUUCCAGGGUGGGUUUGCGAGCCGAAAAUGCAUUCUGCAAGGUGGCCAGAAAGGAGGCAAUCUUUCCACCGUUGCUGAAUUCUACCCUGAAGAUAACAACUCUCUCCAAAGCUUCCCGUUCAAAGCAGAACCACUGGAUAGACUGAAAAUUACUUUCCAAAACAGCUCAGAUUUCUUUGGGAGGAUUAUCGUCUACCAUCUCGACAUCCUUGGGCAGAAGCUUUGACAGAGGAGAAAGCAAGAGCUGAAGGAUUUGUCAGGGAUGGGGAUGGCAGACUGAAUACCAGCCUGGGACUUCCGCGAUGGUGUGAAUUGGAAUUGGCUGAUUUUGAAAGCCAAGCUGCUUUCUGUUGGGCGGUUUGAUAGCAAAGGAACUUCCUUCCCAUCUCCC
Candoia aspera is the source of this 804-nucleotide messenger RNA. RefSeq names its product nuclear receptor 2C2 associated protein (gene NR2C2AP). NCBI's taxonomy places the organism in Eukaryota, Metazoa, Chordata, Lepidosauria, Squamata, Candoiidae. The record is from RefSeq and is a predicted model, not a curated record. The transcript has 6 exons. Bases 217 to 639 code for a protein of 140 amino acids.